AUGUCGGAUAGCAAGAAGCUCACCGGUACCGGAUGGAGUGACCGUGAGUUGCUCUCCAGUCUGCUCUAUCUCGUCCACAAGAGCAAUCCUGUCUUCAAUUACAACGAGGGCUGUUACCCGGCCGGUCGCAACGCCAACGGCUUCAAGCAGAAGAUCAAUGCACUCAAGAACGUCCUCAAGCCGGAGUGGGAGGCUACGGAGACGGGAACACUUUUGUCUGAGAUUACACCCAAGAAGCCUGCAACGCCCCGCAAGCGCAAGACAAAGGCCGACGAGGACGGUGGCGACGCCGAAGUCACUCCCAAGAAAGGUCGCGGUCGCCCGAAGAAGAAGCUGCCCACUCCUGCGAUCGAGGAUGACUUGGGGGAUCAGGGCGUCAAAGAGGAGGUCAAGGACGAAGAUGAUGAUGACAUCCUCAAGGAGGCUGAGGAUAUCUGA
This is a messenger RNA of Alternaria rosae, 438 nucleotides long. RefSeq lists its product as uncharacterized. The record is from RefSeq and is a predicted model, not a curated record. The coding region runs from base 1 to 438 and encodes 145 amino acids. NCBI's taxonomy places the organism in Eukaryota, Fungi, Ascomycota, Dothideomycetes, Pleosporales, Pleosporaceae. The transcript has 3 exons.